Molecule: messenger RNA, 3010 nt
Organism: Callorhinchus milii (elephant shark)
Lineage: Eukaryota; Metazoa; Chordata; Chondrichthyes; Chimaeriformes; Callorhinchidae
Gene: flvcr2a
Product: FLVCR heme transporter 2a
Exons: 9
Coding region: 1-978 (325 amino acids)
Biological process (GO): heme export; transmembrane transport
Cellular component (GO): membrane
Molecular function (GO): heme transmembrane transporter activity; heme binding
Source: RefSeq, a predicted model, not a curated record
AUGAGACGGGGGUGGUGGGGGGGUUUAACACCUAGUAAUAACUUCUCACUUCCUCUUGCCUCUCCACAGCUGGGUGUCGCAAUUGGUUUCCUGCUCCCUCCCAUGCUGGUCCCCAAUGUGGAUGACCUGGACCAGCUGAGCUACCACUUGAAUGUAAUGUUUUAUGGCACUGCUGCAGUGGCAAGCCUCCUGUUCAUUCUGGUCAUCCUCGUAUUUCAGGAUGAACCGGAGGUGCCUCCGAGCCAGGCACAGGCUGCAAUCCAUGCCUCUCCUUCCCAGGACUACUCCUACCUUCAGUCUGUCUACCAACUCAUCAAAAGUGUGCCCUUUCUUCUUCUGGUUGUCAGCUAUGGCAUUAACACAGGCUCCUACUACUCUGUCUCGACCCUGCUUAACAAGAUGGUACUGAUCCAUUAUCCAGGUGAGGAGGUGAAUGCUGGGAGGAUUGGUCUGACCAUUGUGGUUGCAGGAAUGGUUGGCUCCAUCAUCUGUGGAUUCUGGCUGGACAGGACCAAAACAUACAAACAGACUACGCUGGUUGUUUACUUCUUGUCCUUUGCUGGGAUGCUCGUCUUCAGCUUCACCCUGAACGUGGGGUUGAUCUGGGUGGUGUUCAUCACCGCUGGAAUAAUGGGGUUUUUUAUGACGGGUUACCUGCCGGUCGGCUUUGAGUUUGGUGCAGAAAUUACCUACCCAGAGUCUGAAGGCACAUCCUCAGGUCUGCUUAACGAGGCUGCCCAGGUGUUUGGGAUCAUGUUCACCAUCAGUCAGGGUAAAAUCAUCGAUUACCAUGGGACCGUGCCAGGAAACAUCUUCAUCUCUGCCUUUCUCCUGGUGGGCUGCGUUCUGACAGCUCUCAUCAAGUCAGAGCUUCGGAGGCAGCAGGCAAACAGCAGGGAUUUACAGACGACGCAUCAAGGCACCAAAGCCCUGGAGGACAACUCUGUUCCCCAAAUCUUACAUCAAUCCUCACUGUGAGGAUGGGGAUUGUCAGCUCAGCUCCAGUUCUAACCCUCAGCAAUGGAACUGCUGUCACUUCCCUUCGGGAUUAUUUUCUUUACAUUUUCUAAUCAUCACUUCACCUCAUGAAGCAGAAUCAAUGGCUCUGGUGGUGCUGCCAGCUCCUCGGGUGGGGUCAGUCAGUCAGUCUGUGCCCUCAGCGCAGUGGGUUAUAUGUAGGACCUGUCUCUGGUCACAAAGUUUUCAGAAGCAGCUUAGAAUGUUGAGUUCAAUUCUGGUUCUGAACUGCUGUCGGUGCAGUGAUUUUUUUUUCUGUUCACCAAGUGUCCGACAUACAUAUAAACCCAUCACUGUGCUCAAGAGAAUCCAAACCAGCCUAAGAUUGCCUCACAUGUAUGACACCUACAUGUGCAAAUUCCCAUGGCUGGAAUACAAUGCACACUCUCCCUUGAGGGAUACACCUUGCUUACCAAAUUCCGGAGAGUAUUAGGCUUGAAGAGUCGAGACCUGAUGACCCCAAAGUAUGCAUCAGGGUAACUGCUGGAGUCUAACCAGCUAAAACCACACAGCUUGCCAUUGGAAACACUGUUUGGCCAGCUUCCUGCUGCUUGUCCAGCUAGAACCACCCUACCCAUUAGGGCUUCGGCUUGCAAGGUUAACAGGUGCUGAGUGGAGCUUCCAGUGAUGGCUCUGCCCCUCACGCGGUGUGCUGCAGACCCAGCUGGCUCAGCAACCGGACAACUGAGCCACAGAGACAUUCUGUUGCAAAACACCUCUCCUUAGAGCCAGCUCUUCUUUAACGAAACCCUCUCACCCACCCCCAGGAUAGUUGUGCAGUGGUAGAAGCUGAGGUUAGGUGUAGGCUCUUGUUCUUCCAAUGUAGAGCAGCUCAGCCCUAGUGUGGAAGCUUCAUCAGUGCACUGCCUGCUUAGUUCAUUCAGCAGGAAUCCUGUAUCCCUUUCCCUCUUCAGAUGCAGUACAGCAUUGCAACUUCAGGUAGUUUAAUAUGUCAAAGCACUUUACAGGGGCCAAAGCAGGGUGAGAGAUUGGGACAGCGGGGAGAAGACAGAUGAAGACUGGCCCAUCGAUUGGUUGGGGGGAGCAUGAAACAGUCACAAGUUGGUAAAAGUGAAGGAAUGGUGGGGGGAGUAGGAGCACAAUUCACAAAAGUGGAGUGGGCCAAUGGUGCGAGACAAAUUAGAACUAGGACCUUAUUGAUCUGUUGGGGAAUAAGGAGCAAGCAGAGCUGGUGAUGGUGCGAGGCAACCUCCCUUUCCACCUUUAAAGCCCACCUUAAGUCUUUUCAACUUUCCUUUGGGUUAUGUUUCUCACCCACCUUAACUACCCCAAUUCUGAAACGUCGUCUCAGUGUGAAAGGUGCUAUAUAAAUGUAAAGUUGAUGAUACGGACUGUGAAAUUUUGGGUGAGCUACAGCCCUUGGAGGGUUAAACUUUAAGGAAGCAGGUGAGGGGAGGAUUGCAGAAGUCAAGUGUGGAGGUGACACAAGUGAGCAGGAGGGUUUGUGAGUUAAUAAGGUGAUGUUCCAGAGAUGAAGGACAGUGGACUUGGUUUAGAUCCGGGUAUAAGUCUUAAAAUGUGGUUCAUCUUCCAGGUUGAUAUUUCUUUGCAUUUACCAUCCAGGCUUUGCACAGAGUGCUUCCGUAUAAUGUUAGCUCAGCAACUGUCAGCCCUACUUCCCUUUGUGUGACAUGUCAACUGGCUAGACAGUAACUGAAAGUGUAGGGAAUCCAGGACUGUCCCUGAAUGGACAAUAUCUGACACUGAAUGUUAUUGGUGCAAUGGCAGCACCACUGUACUGCACAGAAAAGCAGUACAAUUAAAUCACUAUGUUUUAGCUAAUUGACUCAACCUGUGAUGUGAGAGGUUUUUAGCAGCAGAAUCAAUCCUUAAUCAUUAUGACUGAUUAGCAGGAGUUUGGGAUCAGGUCCCCAUACAAGGCCAUCAAUGAUAAUGUAGCAAUAAUCUGCUUUUAUUUUUGUGGAUCUCUGUCAAGUGAAGUAAAUUUUGAAUAAAAAUCACUUGUUAGUAA